Messenger RNA from Amaranthus tricolor (Joseph's coat), 1404 nucleotides. RefSeq names its product probable histone acetyltransferase type B catalytic subunit. Gene Ontology annotation, cellular component: nucleus. Gene Ontology annotation, biological process: subtelomeric heterochromatin formation. The record is from RefSeq and is a predicted model, not a curated record. Bases 1 to 1404 code for a protein of 467 amino acids. The transcript is spliced from 8 exons. Gene Ontology annotation, molecular function: histone H4 acetyltransferase activity. NCBI's taxonomy places the organism in Eukaryota, Viridiplantae, Streptophyta, Magnoliopsida, Caryophyllales, Amaranthaceae.
AUGUGUACCAUCUAUAGAAAUAAGGGGACGACAGUGGGGAAAACCCUUAAUGGAUGGUCCAAAAGCCCAAAAAAUUCGCUUAAACAUCACUCUGGCUCUGACUCAAUUCACAACCGAUUGCUUGGUUUUACAGCUGCCUAUCAUUUUUUCCAUUACCCUGAUAGUUCGCGGCUUCGACUUAGUCAGAUACUUAUAUUGCCUCCGUAUCAACAUAAAGGUUAUGGACGACACCUUGUAGAGCUACUCAACCAUGUCGCGAUGUCGGAGGAUGUCUAUGACUUGACAGUUGAAGAACCAGUGGAUUCCUUGCAACGUGUUCGGUAUUGCAUAGAUGUACCCCGUCUUCUUACCUGCAGUUCUGUGCAACGUGCUGUUGAAACUGCAGCAACACACCUAAAAGAAGCGAAUUUGUCAAAAAGAACGCAGGCUUGUCAGCUUCUUCCACCAUUAGCAGCGGUUGAAGAAGCGAGGAAGAGCUUGAAAAUUAACAAGAAACAUUUAAUAAAGUGCUGGGAGAUUCUUGUGUAUCUUGCCUUGGAUCCAAUCGACAAGUACAUGGAAAACUACAGAAUCUUCAUCACAGAUCAAGUGAAGAUCAGCGUAAUUGGGAAAGACUCGGGGACUAAUGGAAAACAGGUAAUCGAAACACCUAAUGAAUUUGGAGAAGCUUUUAUUUUGUACAAGCCUCAAGACGAAAAAGAUGGCCAGAUUGAGGUAGAUGUUGAUGAGGAUCAAAAGAAACAACAAGAGGAGCAGCUACUGCAAAUAGUCGAUGAAAGGCUAAUGGAGAUCCAAUUGGUGGCUCAAAAGGAUAUUAAGGAUGAUGAUGAUGAUGAUAACUGUAUUGCUGAACUUAGGGUUUUAUUUGAAACAUCGUCAAAAUUAGUGGUGUUCUUAGAAAAUACUCCACAUUGUUUGAUCAAUCACAUAGCAUUAAUGCAAUCUAAUCCAGGAACAGUGGUGCAAUGGGAAGUCCAACCGACAAUGGAUCCUACCAAAGUGAUCUUUCAUCGAAUUUUCUGGGCUUUCGGACCAUCCAUUAAGGGUUUUUCUCACUGUCGUCCCCUUAUAUCUAUAGAUGUGAGAACUACAAACAUGUCUGAAGCGUUCAACGGCGUUAUGAAAGGGGCCAGGUCACUCCCAAUCACUUCAUUAGUUAGGAUGACAUUCUUCCGGGUAAACGAAUACUUUGCCACAAGGAGGGAUCUAGGGAGAAACAGAUUAGACAAUGGACAUGUGAUAUAUGACACAGUGCGUGGGAUAUUUGAGGUCACCACUGGUUGUGGCAAUAGGAUAGCGGGAAAAGGUGGAAAAUCCUACAUGUUGUUCCAGAUCCCUCAACGAAGCGUGGAAAGGGUCGUCCGCGGUCAACUCGUUUACGGAACGAAAUGGAUGCACCGUUGA